Messenger RNA from Papaver somniferum (opium poppy), 1500 nucleotides. RefSeq names its product ATP-dependent DNA helicase Q-like 4A. The record is from RefSeq and is a predicted model, not a curated record. NCBI's taxonomy places the organism in Eukaryota, Viridiplantae, Streptophyta, Magnoliopsida, Ranunculales, Papaveraceae. The transcript is spliced from 12 exons. Gene Ontology annotation, molecular function: nucleic acid binding; four-way junction helicase activity; 3'-5' DNA helicase activity. Gene Ontology annotation, cellular component: chromosome; nucleus; cytoplasm. Gene Ontology annotation, biological process: DNA replication; double-strand break repair via homologous recombination. Bases 1 to 1500 code for a protein of 499 amino acids.
AUGCCUUAUGGGAGAGAUGAAGCAAUGAUCUAUCCAGAUCCUGUUGGUAAUGGAUUUAUUGACCAUGGGCUGGGUGAAAACAUCGCUGAUGUUUUUGAUGAUGAUGAAUUCUUUCAGCUUCCACCUUUCACCCCAGUUGUACAAAAGGAUAACUGUAGAAGUGCUGAAGGGACUUGUUUGCCACCAGAGUUAUCCGCAAACUGUGUUCAUGGACUGAAGGUAGCACUUUGCUCUGCAACUCAUUUGCAAGAGAUGAAGGAGUUGCUAAUUUCCAUAUCAAAUGAGCUUAUUGACAAUGUGGAUGAUCUAAGAAGCUCACCUCAGCUAAAGAAGCUUAGCCAGGAUAGGUUGCAGUUGAGCAAGGAAGUUAGGCUUCUUGAGAAUUAUCUCCAGGCUUCAUCGCUGAAUGAAGAUAGACAGGAUUUUCAUUUUUCAGCAUUCACCACUGCAUGCAGGGGGGCAACCUCAUCAUUAUCAUUAUCUUCUGUUGGCAGCUCUGUCACACCAGGCUCUCUGGAAAGGGAAGCCUUUACUCAAAAGACCGAUGAUGUUAAAUAUGUCGAUGGAUCGAAUGACAAGGGAUGUUGGAGUAGAAGUAACUUUCCAUGGACUGAAGAGCUGGAGGCCAAUAACUGGAAAGUAUUUGGGAAUAGUUCGUUUCGCCUCAAUCAGAGGGAGGUGAUUAAUGCUACAAUGAGCAGCUGUGAUAUUUUUGUUUUGAUGCCAACUGGAGGUGGCAAGAGUUUGACAUACCAGCUUCCUGCUCUUAUAUGUGAGGGUGUAACCUCGGUGAUAUCACCUCUUGUCUCGCUCAUUCAAGAUCAAAUUAUGCAUUCGCAUCAGGUAAAGAAGCAUCGGUACGACUUGGUGAAGCAUCACGGAGCUGGGAAACACCUUGAAAAGGGUGAAGCAUCCCGAGUUCUGCAUCAUCUCGUUACUGAGGAAUUUCUUGUGGAGAAAGUUAAGAAAAGUGAUUAUGGAUCCGUAUCAUCAGUGUUGAAGGUAAAUGAGUCCAAGUUCUACUAUCUUUGCCAUGGCGGAAAGAAAAUUAUUUUAAGGUUCCCGGCGUCCAUGAAAACAGCUAAACCUUUGGUAGCAAAAGAUCCACUUGCCUCUUCAGGGAAGACGAACAACCCACAGGAAAACGAAGCUGACAAGCCUCUUUCUGCCAAGAUCUUUGAUGCUUUGAUGUUGCUUCGAAGUGAUAUUUUGGAUGCUGCUGAAGGUGUUAAUGCUCACCACAUAUUCACGGCAAAACUAGCCAAAUAUGGUGACCGGGUACUGGAACUGAUCGAGCGUACAAUCAAGGACUUCUACAGUAAGGGCAAGAGACGUCGCACUGGUAGCGGUCAUAAUUCUGGAGCAAACCAGAGAAGUUUAACAGAAUAUUAUAGUUUAGACAAGAGAAGUAGCAGUAGCAGUAGUGGUGAUAGUGGUACUAGUUCUGAGGCAAGCAAGAGGAGAAGAACGUUGACUGGCACAAUCAAGUCAGGGUUCUAA